Messenger RNA from Ochotona princeps (American pika), 1165 nucleotides. It is a transcript of the gene BCL10, whose product is annotated as BCL10 immune signaling adaptor. Gene Ontology annotation, molecular function: kinase activator activity; transcription coactivator activity; NF-kappaB binding. Gene Ontology annotation, cellular component: CBM complex; cytosol. The record is from RefSeq and is a predicted model, not a curated record. The transcript is spliced from 3 exons. NCBI's taxonomy places the organism in Eukaryota, Metazoa, Chordata, Mammalia, Lagomorpha, Ochotonidae. The coding region runs from base 275 to 973 and encodes 232 amino acids. Gene Ontology annotation, biological process: positive regulation of extrinsic apoptotic signaling pathway; canonical NF-kappaB signal transduction; apoptotic process.
ACAGCCCGGCCCGGGGCUGGCGCUCAGAGCUCCGCGCUCCCCGCUGCGGCGCCCGGGUCUGCCAACUCCGUCGGCUCGCGGAGACGGAGCCGGAAGCGCGCAGGUUUGAACCCCGAGCCCCUCUUUUUUUCAAGGGGUAGCCAAAUUCCCCUCCUCCUCCAAUCCGCUUCCCCUUCUCUCCCUCGUCUACUCCGAGACCGAAGUCCCCACUUGGGGCGGGGCCGUGAGGUCCAAGCUCUGGGACCCGGAAGCGGCGCCGUGUCCCUCCUCCGCCAUGGAGUCCACCGCGCCUUCCCUCACCGAGGAGGACCUGACUGAAGUGAAGAAGGACGCUUUAGAAAAUUUGCGUGUAUACCUGUGUGAGAAAAUCAUAGCUGAGAGGCAUUUUGAUCAUCUACGUGCCAAAAAAAUACUCAGUAGAGAAGACACUGAAGAAAUUUCUUGCCGAACGUCAAGCAGAAAGAGAGCUGGAAAACUGUUAGACUACUUGCAAGAGAACCCCAGAGGACUAGACACCCUCGUUGAAUCUAUUCGACGAGAAAAAACACAGAACUUCCUGAUACAGAAGAUUACAGAUGAAGUGCUGAAGCUGAGAAAUAUCAAGCUAGAACAUUUGAAAGGACUGAAAUGCAGCAGCUGUGAGCCGUUCCCGGGUGGAGCCACAAAUAUCUUGUCCAGAUCCAAUUCCGAUGAGAACAGCUACUCUGAGAAACGGAGAGCCUCCAUCAUGUACCAUCCGGAAGGAGAGUCCAGCACAGCUCCCUUUUUCUCAACAGAUUCUUCUCUGAAUUUGCCUGUCCUAGAAGUAGGCAGAACUGAAAACACCAUCUUCUCUUCAACCACACUUCCUAGACCUGGGGACCCCGGGGCUCCCCCUUUGCCGCCAGAGCUGCAGUUAGAAGAGCAGGUUCCUUGUUCGAACUCGAGUGAGAUGUUCCUUCCCUUGCGGUCCCGCGCUCUUUCGCGGCAGUGAUGGUGCCUUGCAGUUUCAACUGUUCAGCAAUGACAAAAAGUGUCCUAAGGGAGAUAGAUCUUACAAAACUUCUUCAGUGGUUUAUUUACAUUUGAUAUGUGCCUUAUAAAAUGCAAUUUUAAACACACUUUGUAAAUAGGAUAUUUUAGAGAAAAAGAAAUAUACUUUUAGAAUGGAGCAAUAUGUAAAUCA